Vitrella brassicaformis is the source of this 9834-nucleotide messenger RNA. The record is from the annotation of a GenBank genome assembly. NCBI's taxonomy places the organism in Eukaryota, Vitrellaceae.
AUGCACCCACUCACUCCCAGCCAACCCGCCGCCAUCUGCCUCUACAAAGCAGUUGCUGCAGCCCCUAACACACUCAUGGGAUGAGUCUCACAGCCAUGCAGGCUGGGCUGCACAGGCAGGCCACCCCUCCUCUCCCUCCCCUACCUAGCUAGGUGCGGGGCCUGCCUCUGUCUCGGCGAGUGGCCUCCAUAUCUUCAAACUACGAUCGUUGGAGGCCGACACAAAGAACCGGUCGCAGGCUAUCAGCUGGUUCACCGAGCCAGCAGAGUGCCUGCAUCGUAGAUGUGUCAACACAUCAAUCCACCUAUAGCUAUGCGCGUGUGUCUUGUCUGUCUGUCUUGUGUCAAGCCACCGCACCUUAGGUGUGGUUCGAGUGGUUUGAGUGAGAGCCUUGCGGCAUUGCCGGACGGGCCGGGCUGCGUCUCGGCCUGCGAUGACGACUGAUUCCACCCAUACUGCCAGCACUUGAUGUACCCAUCCCUGCAGGCACACCAACACACCACACACGGAAAGAGACACAUAGAUGGAUGGAUGGUCAUUUUUCUUUCUCUCUCUGGGUGAGCUGAAUGGAAUGCGUGCCUGUCGGAUGAGAGCAGGAGGGAUCUGCCCGGUAUCCUUGCGAACGACGACAGGCAGCUGGUGUGCGCGUUGAGGUAGCAGCAGUCCUGGCUGGGCACCGACUCGCCCCCCUGGCCGCUGCCCCCGCCCAGCGACUGCCGCGUCUCCCGCGAGCAGUACCACGAGCGGAUGUGCUUGUCCUUCCCACCAGACGCCACAAACACCCCGCCCCUCGGCGGCCUCUCCCUCUCGCCAUCCCCACCAUCCCCACCCUCUCUGCCGGCCGCCGCAGAUGACGGUUCUGCCUCUGAACCUUCUGAGGAUGCAGCAGGCGGCACGACGGCCAUGUCGUCAGUGGGCAGCAUGCCCAGACACAUGACACUGUCGUAGUGGGGCGGCUGGAGGGACACCCAGCUUUCGGACCACAGGCGCACCGUGUGGUUGCGGCCAGCUGUGACCAGCCCUCGGCAUAUGCGCCGGUUGCGCGUGUCGGCCGGGCUAGGGCUUGCUGUUGAGUGUGGGGUGGCGCUGCUGCUGGUGUCUGAGGGCGGGCUCAUGCUGCUGUCACGGCUGGGGGUGUGGUCUGGGAGGGGGACGGAGGAGGGGGGCUGCUCGGGUGACUCGGUGUCUGGUACGAUCCAUGGGAGAUAGGCCAAAGCCAGCUGCUCGUUCUUGCCUGAUGUGCGCAGCGCAGAUAGAUCAUUUCAGGUCGUGUAGGUCUGACUCACUCAUCCAUCCAUCGAUUGCAUUGCUGUGCUGUGCUGGGCUGCCUGCCUGCCUCACUGCCUGACUGACUGACCGCUUUGUGUGGACAUCCGCAGGACGUAGGUCUGUUUGGUUUGGUUGCGGAUAUCAAAGAGCCUGAUAUACCCAUCAUGACAGCUGGCUGCCACGUACAUUCCGAGCUGGCUGCCGCUCUCCGUGGCCGGGUUGAGGAGACACAGCGUCUGCACACUCGUGGGCGCCUUCUCGCCACAGUACCACACCAACACGGGGUCGCUCGGGGCUGCACGAUUACACAUACAUGCAUGCAAUCAAUGCAGACGGGAGGGAGAAUCAGUGGACUGUGGCAUCACCUCGGAUGUCGAAGACUUUGACGAAUGAGCCGAUGGCGGCGACGAGCAGCUUGCCGUUCUCAGCAGGCUUCAGACACCGCACAAACGGCUGCGAACUCUUCUCGAUGCUCCUGCAAACACAACACAGCACAGCACAGCAUUGAGGUGGAGGUGCUUCUGUGCUGUGCUGUGCUGUGGUGUGGUUUAGUGUUGUGCCGGUCACCCUCUAAAGGUGUAUUCCCAUGUGGGCUCUUCCAUCGCAGUGCUCAUGUCCCACUGCCUGUGUAGAGUGAGUGCAUCGGCAUGUGUCUUUGCGAGGCAUCCGUGUGUCUCUCUCACUUGACGCAGUUGAGCGAGCCCGAAAAUAUGGACGACGGCAUCGAGAGAGACGUGUUGCCGCCGAACUCGUGAUCCGUGUCGAAGCAGAUGCUGAAUAACAUAACGACCACACACAGACACAGACACAGACACGGAUGAGAGGACACCUGCAGACAGACACCAGAACGGCCCGCCCCUUGCGCACCUGAGCACGUGGUACUCGUGCGCCUGCGGUCGCUUUAUGAUCAUUUCAAAGUGCGGCGAUCUCGAUAUCUCCUCCUCGACAGUCGAGUACGCCGCAGCAGCCGAUGCGGGCCGCGGGGCAGGUGGGAAGAGGCCGCUCCGCGUCUUGACGAAGUGCAUGCCAUACGAGCUCGACAGAUCUCUGCUGUGCUUCUCCUCGGGGGCCGCCUGUGUGCUGGCCGGUGGUGCCUCCUCGUCGCCCCACUUUCUGGCCGCCCCGCCGACCUCCGUCAGCCCCUUGGUGAGCCGCUGAAAGACGUUGAUGGAGGAGGGCUUCCUGUCGUCACCUUCACCACCGGGCUGCUGCGAUCUGUCGUCCACUUUCUUCUUCCCUCUGGAUGGAGCGGGGAUGGCCGAUGGGGGGCCUUUGGCUGGUCGUGCCCUGCCGCCGUGUUGUCUCCUGAGGCUGUCGAGGGAGUCUGUGGAUGCAUGGUGGUGGCCAGAGCGGCUGACGGCCGGGACGGGAGUGGACGAGCGGAUGGCUGGCCGCGGUCUGGCAGGAGCGACAAUCGAAGGAUGAGGAAUGUGUGUUGCCUUGUGUUAUAGUGUGCACACGCCAACUCACCUUCUGUGCAUUUCUUGUGGGUCCUGCGCCUCGCCAGAGCGCCUGAGCUUGCUGUCCUUCCUGCCAGUGGGCGGCAACCCCGUCGCCGACCCCUUCUUGGCCUCACUCGGCUCAUUCAGGUUAGGAUCAGACAGCGACCGCCUGGCCAUCCUGAGGUUGCGUCUCUCCUCCCAUGGCCCAUCAUCCCCCUCUCCCUCGACCGUCGGCGUGGCUGCCGCUUCCUCCUCCCCCCGCUGCGAGGUGUCCUGAGACCGGGCCGUCUCAUAAGACCUGACAGCCCCACUCCUCUGCUUUCCGCCCUUGCCGUCGCCGUCAUCGUACGCAGCCGACAGCGACACAGGCUCGUCUUUCCUCUCCGACGCCUGUGAGGACCCCAGUGCAGGCGUGGCGAACGACGACUGGCGGGAUGCUGAGGUGUCGUCGGCCGUCUGCGCCUCCUGCUGCCAUGGGGAGAUGGAUCUUGGCGGGGAUGAGGGGUUGAUGCCCGUGAAGCCCUUGCGGAAGGGGUAGUGGGCCUUGCCUGGGGGGGAGGCGGACGUGGCACUGCCGCCGGGCACCUGCAGGGCGCGCAUCUUCUUCUUGUAGGCUUCGCGCUCCUUCUCGCGGGCGGCCUGCUCGGCCUCCAGCUGGGCUCUGAGGAGUAAAUGGAUGAGAGACGCACGAGAAUGGAUGACAGGGAGGGUGUCCGUGGUUGGGUUGUGCUCUGUGUGUACCUGAGCUGCCGGAUGUCCUCUUCCCUCUGUGCGAGCUGCAUGUCCAUCUCCUCCUUCUCGGCACGGUAGUUCUCCUCAUUCAGCGUCAGCUCCUCUAUCCGCUGACUGCAGCCACACAUCACACACACACACACACACAAAUGUACACAUCGACGUCUCCUCCCUGGCGAGGCUCACUUACCGCUGCAGUUCGAUUUGUUCGAACUGGAAUUGCGCCCUCUCCUUCAGUUCCUCUAUCUCCUCUGUCGAGGCAUUCACCACCUCCUGAUACUCAUCGGCUUCCUCAGCCUCCUCCUCGUCCUCAGGCGACCUAGGUAGCGGCGCAGGUGGCGUCCCAGACACCUCAGAGGGGUUGGGGGUCUCGUCGCCGCCCGCAGCAGAAGGCAGAUCCGGCUUGGCCGACACCGACACGGGAGAGAGGAACACCUCACCCUCUUUCUUGUUGGCCGUCUCGACCGUCGGUGGCGGCUUUGGCUCGGCUGCUGCCUCUGCUGCCUCCUCUGCUGCUGGUGCCUCGGCCUCGGCUUCGCCCUCUUCCUUCUUGGCGGCCUCUUCGAUGAUGCGGCUGAAUGGUCGGUCCUCCCUCUUGCCGCCCUUGCGCUUGUCGGGGGAUGCAUUGGGGGUCUCGCUCUCGUUGCUGGUCUCCCGACGGACAAAUUUGCGGGCGGAGGGGGGCGGGGCCUUGCCGCUGAGCGCACCGGGAAACAGGACGCGGCCUCGCCUCGCCAGCCACCGCCGCUUGGGCAAAGCGGGUGUGCGGUUGUCGGGCUUGCCUGUGACGGUCGAGGGUCCGGUGGAGUCUGGCAUGGGUGACGCGUUGCGUCUGAGGGCCCAGUCCAUGAGAAGCAGCUUGUCCUCGUUGAAUUUCUUCUGCAGGUCGAGGUGCUGUCGCUGGUUCUCGAUCUUGAGCACCUCGUUGGCCUUCUUGAGCUCGCCGAGCAGCGUCUGGAUCUCUUGGUUCUCGCCCUCGAGCUCGAUGACGCGGUUGGUGGCGCCGCGCUCCUCAAGACGCGAAUCCAGCAGCUCCUCCAGGAAGAUCUGAGCAACGGUCGUGAUGGCCGUGCGUGGGAGUGAUUGAUGUGAUGCCCGUCAUUCAUCUGACCUUGGCGAAGAAGUCCAUGUUCUGCUGGAAGGUCUUGAGAAUGUCCUCCUCGCUCAGGUGCGCAUUCCGCAACUCAUCCUGCAUCGCACACACAGAGGGAGGGAAAGAGGGGAGACACACGCGCUGGUUGGCGGUUUGUGAGAGGUUGACAGGUGUGUGUGUUGGGCUUGCCUUUUGCUUUCUGAUCAUUUUGCGUUUGUAGCUGAGUUCCUCGGUGUAUGUGUCGAGCUGGUCCUUGGCGUCGUUCCACUGACGCCACAUGACCUCCAUGCGAGACUCAGUGCCACUGCGCACAAUAGCAAGCGCAUCAACACAUUGGUCUCAUUUGUUCCGCUUGUGUGUGCGAGUGUCUCACCCGUGCAUCUGCAGUGACAGCUCCACGGUGCGAAGGUGCUUCUGCUGCUCACACAUCUGACGAUCACACACGCGCAGACCACUACACUCACUCACUCACUCACUCGUGCGGUGUUCCUUCCGACUGCUCGCCUCCCUCUUUGUAUACCUACCUGGUCGGCGAGCUCCUCCUCUUCCUUUUUGAGUUGCGCCAGCUGCUGCUCAAUGGCCCGCCACUUGACCUUGCCCUCGAUGACGCUCCGCAGCCACGCUUUCAUCUCCUUCGUGAACCCAUCCUCGAUGUCGUCCUUGUCGGCCUUGUCGUCGCCCCGCUUGGACUUGGUCGACGGCAGCGCGCCACUCUGCGACCGUAGGAUGUUGCUUGUACCUGUGCUGCCCGUGGUGGUGCUUGUUAUGCCUGGCUGCUGCUGCUGCUGCUGCUGUGUCGGUGAGGCACUGACGAUUGACUGCUGCUUGUGUCUCCUGGCACCGAUGCGCCGCUCCUGCAUGAGUUCCAUGACGCGCAUGCGGCGCGAGAGCUCCUCGUUCUUCUUGCGGAGGGUGAGGACGUGCUGCCUGUCGCGGUCUUCGCGGCGCUGGUGCUCGGCCCGCUGGCGCUGCUCCCGCCGCUUGAGCUGCGAGAUCGUCUGCUCCUUCUUCUGCAAUAUGUCACGGUGUCUGACAGGUGGAAAGGCACACCAACCAUGACACAAACAUGAGACAGAGAGAGAGAGAUGGAUUGGUGGCUCACUUGCGCUCUUGUUCCUGCAGUCUUUUGGCGGUUUUGGCCCUCUCCUGUUUGAGUUUGGUGAGGUCGUUGGAGAGCUUGGCGAUCUGCCCGUCGCUCUCGGCCUUCUUGCGGUGCAUGCUGUCGCGCUCACGCUGCAACUGGGCUAUCUGACGACGGUAAUCGUCAACCUAAAUGAGAGAUCAGCGACACGGGCACACACUGAUGGGUUGGAUGGCGCAUGUCAGUGCAGCUGCUGACUGACCUUUCUCAUGGUCUGCUGGAAGGACACCUCGAUUUUCUUGAGCUCUGUUUGGUCCUUCUCGCGGUUGGUCUUUUUGAGUUUGUCCAUCUUGGCCUUCAUCUCCUCCCUCUGGUACUCCAUCUCGCGCAGCUGCGUCUGCAGGUCCGUGAUCUGACUCACCAAACCGCUGAACAACAAAUCCCAAUUCUUGUUCUCGGCCUUGUAACCCUGCACACAUACACACACACACACACACACACACAAAGAGAGGCAUGUGUUGUGUGCUUGGUUGUCGUGUGGGUUUGUGUGCGUGCCUGCAGGAGGGUUUCGUUUUGUCCGAUGGAGUUGUCGAGGUGCCUCAGGUUGUCCCGCAGGUAUGCCUCCUCAGCCAACGCAUCAGAACAACCCUGAACAAAGCCAACGAACACACAGCACCCCACAUUUAUCCAUCCGCCCUGCCGUUCACACGUGCGAAUGUGAAUCUACGUACCUCAAGUAUGCCCAGCGCAGCACUCUGUUCCUCAGGCGGCGCGUUGAGUAUGUCAUCGACCUCAUCCUGGCUGAGCCCCAGUGCCUCCAGCUUGGACAUGUCCACCGUGGACCGCCGCUCCGCCUCCGCCAUCUUGGCCGCCGCCGCAGCACCACCACCGACCUCACCCUCAAUGGCAGUGUCGUCCUCAUCUUUGUCGUCUCCCUUCUCCUCAUCCCCACCACCAGCUGCAGUAGCAUCGUCCUGCGGCUGCUGCUCGAGGGGGUUAGGGGGGAAGGACGACGAGCGGGGCACGUGAUGAAUGACGGGCUUGGCGGGGCCGGUGAGGGUGGUGUCGUCUUUCUGUGCGGUGUCUGCUGGGUCUGGGGCGGACUUCUUGCUGGCGAGUGUCGUCUUGAAGAGUGCCAGGCGGCGCUUGUACUCGGCCAGCUCAGUCUGCAGGUUGUCAGCGGUGCUGCUCUUGUCCGCCAGCUGACGGUGGGCGUCGUCCAGCCGGUGCUGCGUGCUGUCCAGACGAGAGCGAAGAUCCUGCACCUGAUACUCGAGAGCCUGAUGGUGACAAUGUAUCCACACACAGCCAUGGAGACCAUGUUGCCGCCAAUCGUGAUACUGACUCACCCUCUUCUGCUCCAUUAGAGCGUGUACGUCCUCUAGGCCCCUCUUGAGUGUGUUCUCCUUGUCUGCGAUGACCUCAUCCGGCACCUGCAUGCCCCGCUCCUCCACCCACUCACGCAGCGCCUCCAACUGGGCCGCCACCGCACCCCGCCCCCUCUCGGCCGCACUCCUGUCGUCCUCAGCCCGCCGCAGCUGACCCGUCAUGGCUUUCAUGCGAUCCUCCAGCUCACUCAGCGUCAUGCCGGACGGCCCCCGCGCCUCCCCGUACUCGACGCCCGGCUCUUCUGGGAGGCCGCUGAGGCGUCUCUUGGCGUCUGCUCGUCUGCAGAGCAUCAGCUGGUUGGUGAGCUGGAGUAUCUGCUGCCUGUAGCCCUCGAUGAGGGCGGCCGUGGGGUCGCGGUUGAUGACCGGCGUGUUCUUGAUGUUGCGGGCGCGCGAGGCGUACUUGAUGGUGUUGUACGUCUCGGCGAAGUCCGCCUGGGAACCCGACACACACGCGAUCAUCACUGUCUUGCUGUUGCCACCCAACGAGUCCUGCAGACACAACAAACAGCCUGCCGAGUGUCAGGACGGCCCAUCGGUCAGCGUGUCAGUCACCUGGAGGAUGCGCGUGAGUUUGGAGUCUCUGUAGGGCACAUGGUGGUGCGCCCCAUCGGCACUGGGCUCCUCAGUGAGGGCGCAGAUGACGUUGCCCAGUGCGAGCAGCCCCGCGUUGAUGUGGAUGCCCUCCUUGAGCCGCCCGCCCGUCGCCUGCGUCCUCUUGACGCGCUCGGACCCAGCCAAAUCGACAAAGUGGAACUUGGACACUGAGGACACACGCCGAGAGAGUGCAUGUGUAUACCACACGACAACAUCGAUUGCUCUCCUCACUUCUGAAGUCAAAUAUGGUUGGGUCUUCGGGUCCGGGAGGUGGUGGCGGCAUGCCGUCGGCCUCGAUGCCCUCCGCUGCCUCUCCCUGCCCCUCCAUGUCAGCGUCGUUAUCCUUCUUGGCCUUCUUGGUGGGCGGGUACGCUGCCUUGGACUUCUGCGUGAUGCUGAUCGUGAAGAUGGCAUGGGAGCGGGACGACACGGCAUUCAUCUGGGUGGCACCUGAAACGAAUAUGAAGGCAGACAAUGCAGGACAGGACGAUGUGGUGUCUCAUUCUCUCGAUAUGGGCAUUUGGGGCUACAAUGGAUGCCAUGCCCACCAGUGCUCCUGCAGACGCAUCCCCGGUCGAGGCAGGCGAGGAGGUCCUCAGCACGCUCGGCCUGAUAUACAGAUGUCAUGUAUGUGUCAACAGCAUCUCGGUCCUGUCCCCAUGUCGUGUUGCGCACCGGCAGUGUUGUGGCCCCGACAACCAUGAUUUGGUGCGUCUGGGGGUCCUCAGAGAUGCGGAUCGACUUGCUGAAUCACACAGCAAUGCACACGCACAGAAGCGGACAAAUGUCGCAUCUGCAGCGGCUUGUGGAUGCAUUUCUGAUGUUUACUCACGCCGUGUCCUUAAGGGCGCUCCGACCGAAGGCAGCCGUCCCACUGCACAACAAGCGAGAGACAUGCAGCGGGCAUUCACCCACCCAUCAUGGAAGGAUCUAUCGCAUCCACCCACACUCGUCUUGCCUCGAGGCUGGGUUGGUGGAUGCGGCGGCGGAUGUGAGCGGGUUGGUGACGGUCUCAGGGUCGAGGAGGUCCCUAAUCUCCUCGUUGUAUAUUUCGAGGAAGCUGCAGGUAACGGAGAAGUCCAGCUCAUCCCUCUUGCGCACAAUCUCCUCGUACACCUUUGUCAACACACAACACAAAGGGGGAUGUGUGUGGGCAGGGCAGACAUGGAUGGAUGCGCACGUUGGUCACCUCACCCUGAAUAUAACCCUGGGGAUGAUGCCGACCUCCAGCCCAUCGUGGCGGAUGUAACUCGCGCUGCCAACACGAACAAGACAUGACGUCUCGUCUCGACCGCUGCGCUGCCGAUCGUGUCGUGUUUGUUUUUGUCCUUCCUUCCCGCCCGCCCACCUGCCCAUGGUGUACGUCUUGCCGCUGCCCGUCUGCCCAUACGCCAACACAGUGGCAUUGUACCCUGCAUGACAUGACAUACAGAGAGAGAGAGAGAGAGAUGGAUGGAUGGGCAGAUACAUACAUUGGUUGAAUUCGUUCCUCCCACCUUCGAAUAUUGACUGGACGAGUGGCUCUACACAUGACUCGUAGACCUCCUUCUGCAGGCUGGUGGGCCCCAGUACCUUGUCAAACUGAUAGCUCUUCUCCUGACCCGGCAACACUACCACAUUCCGCAGCGCUGAUCGACACACCACACACAAUGCAUGGAAGGAGGCAGAGAGAGGGGGAAGCCAUUCAUGGGCGCGUGUGUUCGUCCGUCCCUUGUCGUGUGCAUGUGUGUGGCUGCACUCACUGUCGCAUUCGAGGCAGUACGUGUUGUCGAGCAGCUUCUCCUGCGCAAACAGAGGCCGCACACGAAUCGCUACCUGAACACAACACAAACCAAGCGAAGAAGAGAAGCGCACCAAAUCAUUGAUGGGCCCGUGAGUCCGUGUGCCUGGCACUGCCCCUCACCUUGCAGUUGUUGGUGCUGUCCUUCUCCUUAUCCUCAGCCCACAUCGGCCGCACUCAGUCCAACGCGAUGAGCAAACGUAUGAGCAAUCUAUGAAAACACCAUCGGACGGGCCGCAAUGCCAUGCGAUGGGUCCCUGGCCUUCCCUCAGGCUUCGGGUGCCGCGCUGCAAUGCAAACCCCAGAGGAGAUCUAUGAAAUUCACACGCCGCCCUCAAGAGAAAGGGGCCCGCUGAAUGGACGGUCUCAGAGCUGAAAGCAAUUGCUCGAAAGCGGACAGCAGCGAUUGGAUGAAGACCUUUCCAAAGCACUAGACGAGGCGACUCUUUCCG